AGGAUGCAGCGCGCGGGCGGGAGGUUUGGAGCCGAGGGACGCUGCGCCCGCCUGGGGCGUCGGGAACUUGGCGCCUGUCGGACUCAGGACGCGCGGGCUCAGGCUUAAAAGCAUCAACUGGAAUCAAUUUGCAUUCGAAAAUUGGACCAACACGAAGACUUGAUAUUGUGGAAUGACUAGAAAAUAAUGUCAUCUAACGAACAAGAAAGGCUCUUGUGUUAUAAUGGGGAAGUCCUUAUUUUUCGAUUGUCUAAAGGAGAUGUUGCAGGUAAAGGGCCUGCAGAAAUACCCAUAUUACAAGUCAGGAGAAUGGUAUUUGACAGAGGAGCAAGAGCUUUUAUUCAGAAGUCCACUGGAUUCUUUAUGCUAAAGGAAGAAAACUCUCAUUUAAAAAUUGUGUGUUGCAACUGUGUGUCAGAUUUCAGAAUUGGAAUUAAUCUUCCUUAUGUUAUGAUACAGUGCAAUAAAAAGAACACUUUCAGAUAUGUUCUUCUGUUUCUUCACAGUACCAAUAAAUUUGAAAAACGUUUGAGUUUUAGACUAAGCCAUGAGUUGAAGGAUGGUGUAAGGGUCCUUAAUGGCCCUUUAGUUUUAUGGAAACGUGCAGAAAAAUUCUACCUUAUCUCUUCUCUAAAUGGCAAAGUUAUGACUGUGUCUGUUAAUUUUUCCUCUGUUCAGUGGGCAGGGGAGAUUGAAAAUCUAGGUAUGGUGUUAUUAGGACCAAAGGCAUGUUUUUUAUCUGAGGAAGGAUGCACCCAAAAGCUUUCAAAAUCGGAUUAUGCAAUUUGGAAGACCACAUUUUGUGUAUACUCCCUUGAAAAUGAAGAAGUCAUAAGUGAUGCAUACAUUAUCCCUCCUGCUUAUAGCAGUGUGGUAACUUGUGUGCAUGUCUGUGCAACUGAGAAUGUCAACAACCAAUUAAGAAUGUCUCUGAUUGCCCUUACUCGAAAGAAUCAGCUGAUUUCAUUUCAAAAUGGGACGCCAAAAAGCGUGUGCCAGCUUCCCUUUGGAGAUCCUUGUGCAGUUCAGCUUAUGGACUCAGGUGGAGGAGAGCUUUUCAUCGUAUCCUUUAAAUCCAAUGACAUUUGUGCUGUUUGGAAAAAGAACUUUCAGGUUGCUGCUAAGUGGGAAAAAAUUAGCUCAGUACUGAUAGAUGACUUCAUAGGAGCUGGAACUGAACAAGUACUGUUACUUUUUCAGGACUCCUUGAAUUCAGAUUGCCUGAGUUCAUUUACAGUAACAGAUCUUGGCAACAUAAACUAUUCAAGUGAAACAUUGGAUUGCAAUGAAGAUGACUUAUUUGAAGACAAAGAAGGGAAUCAUUAUUUGAUGGUUCCACCUCUGGAAAGAAGAUUGAAAGUUGGAUUGGCUUCUAUUCAGGAAUUAAAGCAGCAUCUCUUGCUUAAGGAAAAAAUUAUUUCAAAAUAUUGGAAAAUUUUAAUAAACCUGAUUCAAGGGAAAGAUGAAAGUACAUCAGCUGCAGAGAAGGCACAUCUUGUUACUCUUUGUGGUAAAGAAGAAAGCCCUGUCUGCACCUUUGAGGAAAAGAUACCAGAUGAUUUUCAAGAUUCAGAACGGCUAAUAGAGAAGAUAUGGUACCGUGUAAUAGAUGACAGCUUGGUUGUUGGAGUGAAAACGACAUCUUCUUUGAAGCUGUCCCUGAAUCAUGUGACUUUAUCACUGGUAAUGGAUCAAGCUCAUAGCUCCAGCUGUCGGCUUAUUAAGUGUCACAAUAGGGUGAUCAAGUUGAGUAGGGAUUUUCCCCCAGCAUCACGCUCAGUGCCAUGUGAAGUAGGAUCAGAGGCAAAAAGGAUCAAGUUGACUAUUGAUAGUGAGGAAGAGGGAGAGGAAGAAGAAGAAGAAGAAGAAGAAGAGAAGGAUGAGGAAAGCUCUGCUGGAGAACAAGCAUCUGAGAAAGAGUGUGUGCAAGUCAUUACUGCUGUAACACCUUUUUCACCACUUUUAGCAUUCAUUGAUUUCUGUUGCAUUGUGCUGCUACAAAUUAGGGAGAGGGAAAAUGGUAACUCUUCGGAAGAUCAUUAUGUUUGGUGUGGCAGACUUUUCAUAAGUCUAGAAGAUCUUUCAAGUAGGAAAUACCUGCUGACAUUUCCAAAGAAGAAACCUAUAGAACACGUGGAAGAUCUCUUUGCACUUCUCACAGCAUUUAACAGAGCUUGUUUUCAAAUCACAUCGCCCACCUAUUCUCUGACUUCAAUGAAGACGUGGCUACUAGAAUACAUGAAAUGUGAAGUAAUCCAAGAAUUUCCAGAAAUUUGCUUUUGCAAAAGGCCAGGAAGUUUCUAUGGCACACUCUUUAACUGGAAACAAAGAACACCAUUUGAAGGGAUUUUGAUAGUCUAUUCCAGGAAUCAAACAGUUUUGUUCCAGUGCCUUCAUAAUCUCAUCGGAGCUCUCCCUAUAAAUUGUUUCUUGAAAAAACUAAAAUCAGGAAGUGAGGAUUUCCUAAUUGAUCAUUUGGCAUCAUCUUUGGAGAAGGAAUUGGUUAUCCUUGGUUCUCUUUCUUCUGCCUUAGUUGAGGUUGAAAACAACUUGGUGCAGAGUUGUGAAGCAAGCAAAGAAAAGAGUAGUGGUGUUGUGGCUGCUUUAUCAGACAGAAAGGAAAACAUCCAUCUCUACAGAAAAGAAUUUCAGAGAGAAAAGACGCAAACGUUGGGGACGAACCUAAAAGUGAGUGGUGCUCUUUAUAGAGAACUGACUUUGAAAUUAGCUGAGGUUCAGCUGAGAUCAGACCUUGCUGCACAGAAACUGGCUGGUUUAUAAUUACCAUGUCAAUUUGAUUAUAUUUCGAAAUAUAGUUUUUCUGCCAGGACGUUUUGGUUCCACAUUUGUUUUAAUUUUACAUUCUGUGCCUCCUUUGCAAAAAUAAAGAUCGAGGCUUUACCGGCGGUGCACAGAACAGCACGCCUUAGA
Lynx canadensis (Canada lynx) is the source of this 2931-nucleotide messenger RNA. It is a transcript of the gene FANCB, whose product is annotated as FA complementation group B. The record is from RefSeq and is a predicted model, not a curated record. Bases 187 to 2781 code for a protein of 864 amino acids. The transcript has 9 exons. Lineage: Eukaryota; Metazoa; Chordata; Mammalia; Carnivora; Felidae. Gene Ontology annotation, biological process: replication-born double-strand break repair via sister chromatid exchange; interstrand cross-link repair; positive regulation of double-strand break repair via homologous recombination. Gene Ontology annotation, cellular component: Fanconi anaemia nuclear complex.